Messenger RNA from Diatraea saccharalis (sugarcane borer), 2448 nucleotides. The record is from the annotation of a GenBank genome assembly. NCBI's taxonomy places the organism in Eukaryota, Metazoa, Arthropoda, Insecta, Lepidoptera, Crambidae.
AGACGGUCCGCCGCGAGUGAGCCGCGCGCACGAGCCAUGCACGCCGACCCAGAGUCACCCGUUUGCCGGGAGGAAGCUCAACUCCUCCCCGACGAAUGGCUCAAAGUUAAACCGGUCGCCGUCAACGGCAACCUAUCACCAGGAAUAUACUACCCCACUGCUGGCAGCAAGAGGAGCCGAACGCACAGACAUGGUGUUACACGCAGAUCGAGAAGGAGAGCUAUUCUCAAAAAUGGAGAAUGCAAUAUACUCAAGUCGAAAAUCUCUCAAAGGCGACUGAGGUUCCUGCAAGAUAUGUUCACGACCCUCGUCGACGCACAGUGGCGAUGGACCCUACUCGUGUUUACGUUAUCUUUUAUCUUAUCGUGGUUAGGUUUCGCUUUAAUUUGGUGGUUGAUAGCAUUCACGCAUGGAGAUUUGGAACCCGAUCAUUUACCAAAUAUGCAAGAGUCGACAAAUUGGAAGCCUUGUGUAUUUAAUAUAUAUGAUUUCACUUCUUGCUUCUUAUUCAGUAUUGAGACACAGCACACCAUCGGUUACGGUUCCCGUACGACAACAGAAGAAUGUCCAGAAGCUAUAUUUAUCAUGUGUCUCCAAAGUAUCGUCGGUGUUAUGAUACAGGCUUUCAUGGUCGGUAUAGUCUUCGCUAAGAUGACAAGGCCAAAACAUAGAACUCAGACAUUGUUAUUCUCGAGGUAUGCCGUCAUAUGUCAGAGGGAUGGAGAACUUUGUUUGAUGUUUAGAGUGGGUGAUUUAAGGAAGUCACAUAUCAUCGGAGCUAGUGUAAGAGCACAACUGAUCCGAUCUCGAACAACGAAAGAGGGAGAAGUACUGUCGCAUUACCAGACUGAAUUAGAAUUAAACGCGGAUGGAUGUGACAGCAACCUGUUCUUCAUUUGGCCUAUCACUAUGGUGCAUAAAAUAAAUGCUGACAGUCCUUUCUACGGGGUAUCUGCAGCGGACAUCCUUCAAGAGAGAUUCGAGAUAGUAGUUAUAUUAGAGGGAACGAUAGAAUCGACUGGUCAGACAACACAAGCCCGUUCCAGUUACACAACAAGUGAAAUAAUGUGGGGACACAGAUUUGUGCCGCUAGUGACAUAUAAUCGUGAACGUCAAGGAUACGAAGUGGAUUAUUCGAAAUUCGAAGAAACGACUCAAGUAGACACUCCUCUUUGUUCUGCGAAAGAAUUGGACGAGUUUUAUGGAAGCCAGGGUGAUCGGAGAUCCAUCGAUUGGUUCAAGAAUCAAAAUUACGAUGAAGACAUAGAGAUGGGAACAUUAAGACAAUACCAAACUGUGUUUAAUACUCAGUUCAAUUACUCAUUUUUUGUGCCCAAAAAAGAUUUAUGCGGUAAGUGUGAAUUAUAUAAACAAGCUGAUGAUGACAAGAAACAAUUGUUGCAAGAAGACUAUGAUAAAUAUAUAAAAAACAAAGAAAGAGUUUGGAAACUGAAAGAGGAAGAAAAGAAGAACCUUGAUCAUAAUAAAAGUACAGUUGCAAUUUUCUAUUUGGAGAAGAAGUUUUCAUCAAGAGUUAUGGAACGAGUCGGCCGUGGUCGAAAAACUGCAGCAGCUUCGACUGCAAUUUAUGAUGUUGAAGACUUAAAAUGUGCUUACAGUAAACUGAUUCCAGUAACUAAAGUUUUAUACAAUGAUUUAAAGAGUUUGUGUUCAUGAUAUCUCAUGCCUAAUUCUCCGAUCAUACUCCGUCAUUCGGUGAACAGUGAGUCUCAAGAGAGCUCACCAUUGGCGCGUAUAGCUGAUAGACUGGUAGUAGACGCUCUCAGACGCACCAGCAUCAGUGCCAGGCCAGCCGUAGUGAAAUAUCCACCGGACUAUUUCAAUGGACCUGAACAGUCAUCGUCAUCAAGUGAGGAUGAAACCAAAGAAAACAAAAGAAACUCCAAGAAGAUUACAGAAUUAGAAACUUAAUUCUGUUAUGUAAUUAUCAUAUUUGUAAUAAUGUAUGACUUAACCGAUCCAUCUCAGAGGAUUUAUGGAUUACUAAUUUACUGUAGAUAUAAUAUAUAAAAAAGGUAUUAACGCCAUCUUUCGGCGAAUAGAAGAACUACAAAUAAAAGUGUUACGUUUAAUUAUCUAGUCUAUAGUUUCAUGAACGGUGUAUAGAACAAAUAUGAUUAUACUUCUCAACAAGGUUAACCUGUAAGUAGGUAUGUUUUAAGUGUGAAAUAAAAGUCUUGUUUUUAUAUUAAGUGAUAAUAUUUAUUAUCAUACUAGCUAUCAGGCAAAUACAAAGCAUUAUGUAGGUAUGGCAGCGCCCGCGCUGCUACAUAGGACCCCUGACUAUUCACCCCAGACUAUAGAAUAGAACAAUAUUUAUAAAAACAUUAAUAUUAUUCUACAGAAUAAAAAUGAUCAUAUUAAAAUAUUGUGUACAUGUAACAAGCAUUAGAAACACUAACACUUAAUGUAUUUAUUUUCUUUUAU